Messenger RNA from Geodia barretti, 1327 nucleotides. The record is from the annotation of a GenBank genome assembly. NCBI's taxonomy places the organism in Eukaryota, Metazoa, Porifera, Demospongiae, Tetractinellida, Geodiidae.
GGUUUCGCAUCCGAGAGGUUUCAUCGCAUGCCUGCCUAGCCAAGUAUGAUGGUACGAGGCUAGCAUUGCCGCUCAUAUGUCUGUGGGUUUGUCAUUUGACCGACAAGAGCUAGCUGCCAUGCUGGAGGCGGUGCAGGAACACUGGCUGGGCAGCUUUCUCCUCAACGUCCUCGGUUACGCCCUCAUCCUCGUCCCUGCGGCUCUCCUCAUCCGUCACUGGAAGAAAUCCCCUCUCGUCCAGAGAGGCGAGGGGCCAGUCUACUCUGCCAUCCACCAGCUGGUGUUUGGAGACGAUGUCAAUGAGGAUGCUCUGGCCACAGCCGAGGAAGGGAAGGCUUCGUCCUCGGUGACCAAGGCCAAGGAGACAGCCUCAGAGGCGACAACAGGCUCUGGGCACUGGGUGAAACUGCUGGUGUGUGUGGUGGGGCUCCAAGCCUCUUACCUCACCUGGGGAGUCCUUCAGGAGAGGGUCAUGACAGUGGAGUAUGACGGCGAGCGAUUCACAGACUCUCAGUUCCUCGUCUUUGUCAACAGAAUCCUGGCCCUGUGCGUGGCGGGGAUCUACCUGAGACUGACGAAGCAGCCGAGGGACAGAGCUCCCUUCUACCAGUACUCUUACUCAUCCAUCUCCAACACCCUCAGCAGCUGGUGCCAGUACGAGGCACUCAAAUUUGUCAGCUUCCCCACGCAGGUCCUGGCGAAGGCCUCUAAAGUGAUCCCCGUCAUGAUCAUGGGGAAGAUUGUCUCCCAGAGGAGCUACCCCUGGCACGAGUACCUCACCGCGGCUCUUCUAUCAGUGGGUGUGGCUCUGUUUCUCCUAGCAGCAGACCCCUCAGCCGACAGCCACAUCUCCACUGAGACCACGUUUGCGGGCGUCGUCAUCCUCCUGGGCUACAUGGCAUUUGACAGUUUCAGCUCCAACUGGCAGUCAGAGGUGUUUUCCACGUACAAGGUCUCGUCCAUUCAGAUGAUGUUUGGCACAAACACCUUCUCUUGUCUGUUCACAGUCAGCUCUCUCCUGUUCCGCGGCGUCUUCUUCUCCUGCCUCAACUUCCUCUUCCUCCACUCUGAGUUUGCGGUGCACGCGGCCCUCCUCUCCGUCUGCUCAGCAAUCGGUCAACUCUUCAUCUUCAACACCAUCCGAAUAUUCGGUCCUGUUGUGUUCACUCUCAUCAUGGUGACCCGUCAGGCAAUGAGCAUCUUCCUGUCCUGCAUUUUCUACCACCACGUCCUCACCAGGCAGUCCUUCCUCGGCGUCCUGGUGGUCUUCCUGGCUCUGCUGCUCAGAGUCUACUUCAAGAAGACUGGCAAAAAGGGACCGAAAUAG